Messenger RNA from Dermacentor silvarum, 3816 nucleotides. Its product is annotated as phospholipase ABHD3. Gene Ontology annotation, molecular function: monoacylglycerol lipase activity; acetylesterase activity. Gene Ontology annotation, biological process: medium-chain fatty acid catabolic process; medium-chain fatty acid biosynthetic process. Lineage: Eukaryota; Metazoa; Arthropoda; Arachnida; Ixodida; Ixodidae. The record is from RefSeq and is a predicted model, not a curated record. Bases 522 to 1889 code for a protein of 455 amino acids. The transcript is spliced from 5 exons.
UGUUCAUCAAGCGAGGUUUUAGGUAUAGUCGUUGGCUGUAUGCUAAGGGAAUUUCGCGGCAGCCGCAAUGAACCGCGAAGAUGAUCGAAUGGACACAAUCAAAUACCGUCGUAAUUGUAUCAGUGAGUGGGUAUUUACCCUUCCAGACGAAACCAAAGAUCGAAGCAUGUUGUUGAUGUCCUGACAGAUGGCGCAAAUGCGGUGGAUCGGCCAAUCGAGUUGUUUUAGUGCGAUAGUUAAACGGUGUGCUUACACAUAAAAUUUGAUAGAAGCGUCGUCAAAAAUACGGAAAUCGGUGUAAUGUGAAUCAAACAAACAUUUCAACAAGGCAAGCGCGCUUGGUAUCAAAAAAGAGCAGUCGCUGACUGCAGGUCAGAUAUACGUAUAUAUAUGGAAAGGUUGUGGCGUUCCCACUGCAAUUUUAUUGCUUCGAGGUCGCUCUAAAUGCAAACGCUGUCCGCUUUUCUUGAGUGCUCUGUCCCGCUCGUUGUCUCGCGAGUUCUAUAAUUCUGCGCUAACACAUGUGGCGCGCCGAAAGCACGCGUGGGGAUAUCCGAGCUUGCGCGCGCUUGCCUGUGUUCGAGCACUUCCUCAAACCCUUCCGAACGGCAGGCGGCCUGUUAGGACGACAGCGCGAAGGCGCGGCGCGCGGUGGGCCGGGUCCGCUGGCGAACAAGAUGAAGCCGCCGGAAGAGAGCGCAUCGACGGUGACGACGACGUCCAAGCUCGAGAUGUUGCUGUGUGCGUCGUGCGCCGUGUACGUCUUCUACUACGUCCUGGCGUUCGACCGCCGGCCGCGCCUCGUCGGCCGCCUGGGCCGCGUGGGGCGCUUCUUGGACAGCAGGUUCGGCAACUUCCUCAGAGCCUUUUAUCGCACACCCAUCUGGUGCGUCGGGGCCAACUUCCAGUCGCUCGUGAGCUUCCUGUUCCAGAGCUGGCUGCCGGAGCUGUCCUACCGGCGCGAGUACCUGAUCCUAUCGGAUGGCGGGCGGCUGGCGCUGGACUGGCUCAACGAAGAGGUGGAAACGGUGCCCGUGCUCCUCGUGUUGCCGGGCCUGUGCGGCGACAGCCAGGCCUACUACCUGCGCUCGUUCAUUCCGCAGGUGGAAAAACUGCGCUGCCCCUGCGUCGUCAUGAACGGCCGCGGCCGCGGAGGCCUGCCGCUCAGCACACACCGCAUCACCCACAUGGCCAGCGUGGGAGACCUCACGGAGGUUGUCGACGAGGUACGCCGACGAUAUCCCGGCCGAGCCCUGCUGGCGGUGGGCUACUCGCUGGGCGGCCUGCUCGUCAGCCUGUACCUGAUCAAGUACGGGGAGGAGGCGCGCAUCGACGCCGCUCUGGCCAUCUCGACACCGUUCCACCUGGCCACCGCCAAACGGAAUCUCGAACAGUGGUGGAACUCAAAUUACGGCGUGCUCUUAUACAUGGCCAGCAACCUGGUCGAACACCUCAAGAUCAACGAAGACGUGCUCCGCUUCAGCGAGGAAGUGAACGCGGACGCCGUUCUCUCCUGUUGGACGCUGUCUCAGUUCGACAAGAACUACACGGCUCCGGUAUUCGGCUUCAAAUCGACGGAUGAGCUCUACGAAAGUUGCAGCUUAAAGGGCAAGCUGUCUCGCGUCCGGCGGCCGCUGGUGUUCCUGCUGGCCGGCGACGACGUGUUCGGCUCGUGGAACACCUUUCCCGAGGACGAGAUCAUCGCCUCGCCGUGGCUGGCCGCCGUGGCGACACCGAGCGGCGGCCAUCUUGGCUUCGUCGAAGGCUGGCUGUUUCCGCGGCCGCCAUUUUACGCGGAGCGUUUCGCGGCCGCUUACGUGCGAGAGAUGUUGCGAGUCGUCGAGACUCACGGCGUCGACGGGCUCGCCCAGCUAGGGAAUGAUAUAUGAGCUCUCGACCCUGCGACGUUCGAUUAUGCAGUGCAACUAAAUCUCGAUCCUGCGGUUCGUCCUUCAGAUUUCUGAGCACGGUUUCUCAUCCUGUGUUUCACGUUCCAACUUCCACCUUAUAGUUUCAGUUUCCAAUUUGCAUUGUCACGCAGAGAAUGAGGGAUAAGUAUGACACACACGUACUGACAUUAAAACGUUCCCGGGAGUUGACCCUAACACGAAUAUUCUUAUGCACGCUACUCGCUCAUGAAUCUGUCUUGGUAGAGAUUACUUCUCAUAGCCCUCCCACAUAUAUAAUUUCACCCUCUUUCAUCGAACGUUUUCGUCGGCGCAUGUCUUUUUAACCCAUGUACUAUAUAGUUCACUCAUGUAAUUUUCGAGGAGCUAUGACUCGAAAUGAGUCCUUGCGCCCGAAAUCACUGCGUCUUGCACAUGGGGCAGCUUUUCACGGGACGCAGUACAAGUACAAAAGAGCCUGUAUAGGACGAGUUGUUCAGAAACUGCACACUGUGCAAGAGGCUCUGGUGGGUUCGUCUCCUACCACGUCUGCGCUGUCGUGCAUGUGCUGCAAGCGUGGGUGUGUGUGCCUGUGUAUUAUGCGCUCAUCUCGCUUGCGUGAAAUAGAAUUUCGCAUAUGGGUUUAUGCCGUUUAGGCCUUCGCCCUGGAACAAGGUACAAUAAGACUGCACCGCGCAUCCAGUGACGCCGAAUGGGUGGCAGCCUGCCCGAAUGCCACGCGUUGGUUGGACACGAUGGCAACGCUGACGGCAAGUCACGUCAUACGAAUUCGGUUAAAGGGCUGCCGCGCGUGUGCUGUAAUCUGUUUCUGAACUUUGUCAGAAACAAACACCGGAAGACGUGCUGUUGACACGGUGCUUGGCUAAAGUGCCAGCUAAUUCCGGAUCUUGGUGCGCAAGCAUGUUUAACCCGAAAUAUACUGGCAAGUUGGAAUCAGCGGAAUCAGUUGGAAUUGGAGAUCGCCGUCGUCCUGCACUGGACAUAAAUAGGCUGAUGAUGAUGAUACUGGCAUGUCGCAAUUUAUUUAAAUGUACCUGUUUUCACGUUGCACGUUCAAUGUGUCCUCAUGAGUAUCGGUUGUGCAUGCAGUCGUGCCUCGUUAUAACGAAAAAGUAUACGAACCAGGGUUCUCGCGAUAAAGUUGAAUUUCUUCACCACAUGUAAGUUUAAAUUGCGGACUGCAUGCAGUUAGAACUUGGCAUCGCGAGCUUUGCAUUUUGCUUGUGCAUCUGAAUUACGAAGAAAAUUAGCUUAUUCGGUGAUGCUGGGGUCUGGUUAUUUUUUGCUCACGGGUACGUGUACACGCGGUUCAUGCUGCACCGUCUAAUCGCGCCCACAAUCUGCUGUAUAUGCGCGGCAAAGAGACCGUGUUUUUAACGAUCCUUUUGAUUUUCUAUUCUUUUCGCCCUUCGUUGUUGGCUUCCGCAAAGCCGCGCCGCUGUUAUAUCGCCGGAUUAUAUAGGCACGGUACGAAUGAUAAGAAUAGUCAAUCAAAUGUAACUUCCUCCGCUUUCUGCCCGUGCUAUCACCUUGCUCUGUUUCUCCAAAUAACUUCCACAAUUCCUUUCUGCGCGCCAACCUCAUUCCACCCCUAAUGUACAUACGUUUCACCUUGCAUUGAUCACCGUCACAAAGUUGUAAUCUUGCGGUGUCGCACUAUAGAGCAUCUACCGCCUGUACCGAGUCAUUUCCAGUGGAAGAGUAGGAAGCACCUUCCCGCGGCGAUUGUUGCGACUGAAAACGGUGCGCAGUUUCGCACGGCUUUUGCUGACAUCAACCCAUUGCUUCGCAUGACCUAACAUCUGCCUUUUGCCGCGCUUUAAAGAAAAGCUUUCACAGCACCUUCCCGGAGGUAUGGCGUUCGUUGUCGUUUCCUCGCCGGAUAUAUAUAUAUAUAUAUAUAUAUAUA